Molecule: messenger RNA, 462 nt
Organism: Echinostoma caproni
Lineage: Eukaryota; Metazoa; Platyhelminthes; Trematoda; Plagiorchiida; Echinostomatidae
Source: the annotation of a GenBank genome assembly
AUGAACAGUAGUCGCGAGAUCCCUUCUUGGAAUUCAAAACGAUCAGUGAUUCUCCUCAAGAUGGUAGAAUACACUCUUGUGACCACAUGUUUUGCAGCAAAGCUGUCCAUUAUCCCUGAAAACUGCCCGGCCUGUUUCAGCGCACCGAAAGAACGGAUGCGAAUCAAACGUAUUCUGGCCGAACAGGAAAUCCUCUUCNUCCUCUUCCCACAUUUGUUCUCCAACUUGUUAUCCGCCAUGAUGCCCCUGAUUGAAGAGGGUACCACACGCCCAGAGAAGAAAAAGGCUUGCCGUCAAGUAUGUGCAUUUCUCCGUGACAAGCUGAACCACAAACGUUGCUCUACAGGGGAUUCGUCUGCUCUCGAAACAGACAUCUCAGAAGAGCUGGAAAUCGAAAAACAGAAACAGCAUAAUACCGUUCAAACCACUGUGAUCCCGCGACCCCGCGGAAAAGCGUUUUGA